Messenger RNA from Hirsutella rhossiliensis, 1575 nucleotides. RefSeq names its product major facilitator superfamily domain-containing protein. Gene Ontology annotation, biological process: transmembrane transport. NCBI's taxonomy places the organism in Eukaryota, Fungi, Ascomycota, Sordariomycetes, Hypocreales, Ophiocordycipitaceae. The transcript has 5 exons. The record is from RefSeq and is a predicted model, not a curated record. Gene Ontology annotation, molecular function: transmembrane transporter activity. The coding region runs from base 1 to 1575 and encodes 524 amino acids.
AUGCCAUCGAUUUCGCGAUUCCUGCCGUUCUCGGCCUCGACAACGACGACUCAGGCCGUCACGUAUCUGCUCGGCGUCUCGCUCUUCUCCAUCUCCUUUCUCGUCUUUCUCAACAGCUCCGUUUCCUUCGUCAUCACCGACCUUAUCGGACAGAAAAAGGACGUGGGCGAUGUCGUCGGCACCCUGGGCUUCGCCGACGAGCUCGUCGCCCUCGUCGCGUGUCCUGCAUGGGGUCUCAUCUCGGAUCGGCUCGGGGUCCGCUGGGUGGCCACCAUUGGUUAUGCCAUCAUCGGCGUCGCGCUCGCCGUCUUUGUCCAGGCCAAGAAUGUUUAUCCCCAGCUGCUGCUAGCCCGCGUCUUCUUCGCCGUGGGCGCUUCGGCCGCGGCCACCAUGGUCACGGCCAUACUCCCCUCACUAACGCAGGAGACGGGCCAGCCAUCGAGCCCGUCGGGGCCCUCGAGGAUCAAGCCUAACCCGCGUCUCAGCGCCGCCUUUUCCGUCGAGUCCGAAGCCACCAUCACGCCGGAGAUAUAUACCCGGAACCUGUCGCACGAACGGGUGCAUAACCCUGGCCCAGAUACGGCGGCCAAGCCCGGAAAGCCGUCUGCGUUGGCCGGGCUGGUGGGGUCCUUCACGGGCGGCGUGACGCCCGGCGAGGCUGUCUCGUACAGCUUCUACGUGGUCGGUGCCGUGUCCUUGGUCGUCGCUCUGUUCGUCUUCGUCGGACUGCGCAACCUGAAUGGCGAGGAGGGCAAGGGCUGGAGAGUCCUCCUCGGCAUUCGAAAUCGAUACGAUGCACUUGACGAUCCUGAAGCCGACGACGACGAAGAUGGGCCCCGAAGAAGGGAAGCGGUUCCCUAUCUUCGUCUCAUGAAGGACUCGGUCCUGCUGGGCUUCUCUGACCAUAGGAUCGCCCUCGGCUAUCUCGGCGGGUUUGUGGCGAGAGCGUCUACAGUCGCCAUCUCUCUCUUCAUUCCCCUCUUCGUCAACACGUUCUUUAUAAGCAACGGGUUCUGCCGUGGCUCGCCCAACGACCCAUCUCCCGAGCUGAAGAAAGAAUGUCGAGCAGCCUAUGUCUUGUCAUCCAUCUUGUCUGGAGUCGCGCAGCUCAUUGGCUUGCUGUGUGCUCCCCUCUUUGGGUAUCUCUCAGGCCGCACUAGGCGCGUCAACUAUCCCGUUGUCGUGGCAGGCGCCUUUGGCAUGAUUGGUUACAUCAUCCUCCCGCAGCUGGCCAGCCCCGAGCUCAAGGAUGUAGACGGGCGUGGAGGCAGCCCGACCAUCCUCGUCAUCGUGGCCCUCAUUGGCAUCAGCCAAAUCGGGGCCAUUGUGUGCAGUCUGGGGUCGCUCGGCCAAGGCGUCCUCGCAGCCGAAUUGCCACGGUCGGUUCUUCGUUCCAUCGCCGGCGUGUAUUCUCUGUGCGGGGGAGCGGCGAUUCUGCUUCUCACCAAAGUCGGGGGGAUCCUGUUUGACAAGCUGUCCCACGGGGCACCAUUUUACAUGAUGGCCAUGUUCAACGGGGUCUGGCUUGUCGCCAGCUUGUUCAUGGACGCAUCGCAGGCGUUUGCGAGGGUUUGA